Messenger RNA from Papilio polytes (common Mormon), 1046 nucleotides. RefSeq names its product carbonyl reductase [NADPH] 1-like. Lineage: Eukaryota; Metazoa; Arthropoda; Insecta; Lepidoptera; Papilionidae. The coding region runs from base 126 to 950 and encodes 274 amino acids. The transcript has a single exon. Gene Ontology annotation, molecular function: carbonyl reductase (NADPH) activity. The record is from RefSeq and is a predicted model, not a curated record.
UUCUAAUUGUGACGAAACGUCAAAAUCACACGGCGCUAAAAUGUCAAGAAAAUAAAUAUUUAUUUUUGCAGCGUAGUAUGUCUCGUAUGUUUUACCUGUAUUAUUUCUAACUUGUUUUAUACAAAAUGAACACCAAAGUAGCAAUAGUAACCGGAAGCAACAAAGGUAUAGGAUUCGAAAUCGUUAAAGGUUUAUGUUACAAAUAUGAUGGAGCUGUGUACCUUACAGCUAGGAAUGAAGAGAGAGGUCGACAAGCCAUCAAACAAUUGGAAAACUUAGGAUUAAAACCUUUGUUUCACAUCUUGGAUGUUACAAAUGAAACCAGUGUUCAAGAGUUUGCACAGUAUAUAUAUAAACAUCACUCAGGGAUAGACAUUUUGGUGAAUAAUGCUGGCGUUUUAGAUUUCGAUAAGCCUAUAACUUCCUAUGAAGAUUCAAAAAAACUUUUGGAUACAAAUUUUUACAGUUUGCUAACGAUAUCAAAAAUCAUCUAUCCACUUUUAAAAGAUGAUGCUCGCGUUAUUAAUAUAAGCAGUGAUUGGGGAUUGCUUUCAAACAUCAGAAAGCAAAACUGGCUAGACACAUUGAUUAAAGAAGAUCUGAGUUUGGAUGAGAUUUUACAGUUUAUUGAUGAUUUUCUGCAAGCAGCAAAGAACGGCAGAAACUCUUAUAUAUCAUUUGCUGGCCAUUAUGGAGACUAUAAAGUGUCAAAGGUGGCACUGUCCGCUUUAACUUUUGUCCAGCAACGUGAGUUCAAUGAACAGGGUAAAAAUGUAUCAAUCAAUUGUGUUCAUCCAGGGUUUAUUAAAACUGAUAUGACAAAUGGCAUGGGGGACUUUUCACCAGAGCGUGGGGCAUAUGCUCCACUUUUCUUAGCUUUAGAAGCACCUCAGAGUUUAAAAGGUACUUUUGUGUGGCAUGAUUGUCACCAAGUUAAUUGGGAUGAUUAAUAAUUUCUAAAUGCCAAGUUGUUGCUAAUAUCCUGUGAUAUAUUUUUGUGUAACACACACACUAAAAAUGUAAUUAAUAUACAGAUUAUAGCUAAA